AUGCCCACAAUCUCUCUCUUGCUUGAUACCCGCCCGGACUCUGCAAAAGCAAAUUGCCUAACGACGUCUAUAGUGAACAUCAACUCGCUCUCCGUUCCGCAACUGCGCGCGCUCCAGACCCGGCUCUCAAGUGAGCUGGAGCACUUGACCUCGUCCCAUGCGAAGCUUCGCGCUGCACAGUCGAGAUUCCGGGACUGUGUGCGUUCUAUCAAUGAAGGUGUUGUUGGGUCAGAGAAGAAGGGCACAGCCGGGAAGGAGGACAUUCUUGUGCCUCUGACUAGCUCGCUCUAUGUUCGGGGUAAGCUUGCAGAUCGGGAGACAGUCCUGGUGGAUGUGGGAACGGGGUAUUUUGUUGAAAAGACAACUGCCAAGGCAAUUGAGUUCUACGAAGAAAAGGUCAAGGAGCUAGAGGCGAACCUUACAGACUUGGAGAAGCUUGUACAAACUAAGAGCUCGCAGCAGAGACUCUUUGAAGAUGCUCUGAGGCAAAAAUUGAUGAGUGAAGGUGCUGCAUCAUCCACACCUGCGGCUGCCGGUGGUUGA
Molecule: messenger RNA, 543 nt
Organism: Aspergillus ochraceoroseus IBT 24754
Lineage: Eukaryota; Fungi; Ascomycota; Eurotiomycetes; Eurotiales; Aspergillaceae
Product: prefoldin subunit 5
Exons: 3
Coding region: 1-543 (180 amino acids)
Biological process (GO): regulation of DNA-templated transcription; protein folding
Cellular component (GO): cytoplasm; prefoldin complex
Source: RefSeq, a predicted model, not a curated record